AUGGCAACAACAAGAACUAGUGCUGGAACUAGCGGCGGUCGUGGAAGAGGCCGUGGUGAAAACGAAGACUCUGGUCAAGGUCGUGGUAUUGGUCGAGGAACUGGACGAAGUGGAGGUCAUGGUAUUGGUCGUGGCACUGGGCCUGAAGUAGUUCAAGGUGUUGGCCGCGGUGCGGGUCGUGGAAAUGAACAAGCUGGAGAUCGAGGUACUGGUCGUGGAGUUGGUCGUGGUGCAGGCCACGGUCGCGGCCGAGGUAGUGGUCGCGGACGCGGUCGUGGUAAAGCUGAAAAUGAAACUACUAAUGAGCAAGCUGGAAUGCAACCAGACCUAGCCAUGAUUGCCAUGAUCACCCAAGUGUUCUGCACAGCAACCGAACUGGUGAAGCUGGAACGAGAGUUUUUGGAACAUAAGAUGGUCGGUGCUGAUCAUGCUGGAUAUACUACCCAUUUUAAUGAACUCUCAAGGCUCGUUCUAGAUUUGGUUGAACCUGAGAACAAAGGUAUAGAGAAGUAUCUUCGUGGGUUAAUUCCUCAGGUUAGGUCGACUAUGGCUGUUGUUCACCCACUUACCUUAGAGGAGGCUAUAUUGAGGUCUGAAGCUAUAACGGAGGAGUUGGUUCAGUGUGGAACUAUUACUGCUGUUCAAGUGGCAGUUCAUCCUAACCAGCUACAGAUUACUGGACCCAAUCAGAAUAGGGGCAAUCAGGCUCCAGCUGCUAGAGGUCGUGCUUUUGUUCUAAAUGCUGCCGAGGCUCGCAACGACCCGAACGUUGUUGCAGCUGAUUAUAGUUUUGUCGCGACUAGUUUUGUUCCUUUAUUGAGUGCUAAGCCGAGCCCUAUGUAUUUAUGUUUUGACGUAGAAAUGGCUAAUGGUGGUGCAAAAAUUGUUAGAAUUCCCUUACCAAAUGGCGAAAUACUAGAAGUUCAGGGCGAGGUGUCUGAUUCUUUUGAGGGUCGUGUCAUGAGUGCGUCUGCUAAAGAGGUUAGCUUGAUUGAUGUCCUCGUCGUUCGGGACUAUCAGGAUGUCUUCCCUGAUGAUUUACCUGGCUUACCUCCGUCUCGACAACUUGAUUUUCGCAUUAGUCUCGUUCCUAAUGCAGCUCCUGUAGCAAAAUCUCCCUAUAGAUUAACAACAACUGAAUUACAGGAAUUGGCCACACAAUUAAAAGAACUUUAG
Molecule: messenger RNA, 1176 nt
Organism: Erigeron canadensis
Lineage: Eukaryota; Viridiplantae; Streptophyta; Magnoliopsida; Asterales; Asteraceae
Product: keratin, type I cytoskeletal 9-like
Exons: 5
Coding region: 1-1176 (391 amino acids)
Source: RefSeq, a predicted model, not a curated record